UUAAAAAAAAAAAACCUAACUUCCUGACGCUUGAGAACAAACGUUGAGACUGCAUAUCAGUCUGCUGCCAAAUCUGCUCCCCAUCAAAACCAACCAACCAUAGCUUGUCACAAAAAGAUUUAAGAAUAUUACAAAUUGAUUAAAAUCGCAUUUAUGUUUGUAAUGACCUCAUGGUAUUUUUAACAUAAAUGCAUUUUAAACAAAUUUCGGCCACAUUGUAUCUUCUGUUUUUAUUUUGUAAGAGUUUUAACUGUUAAACAAAAGGGAAUGAACAAAUGAACGAAUAUCUUAGUUUGUUCUAAAUCUGAACCAUACCAUGAGGCCGUCUUCAUAAGCUCUGUCUUCAUGUAAACGAAUUGUAGUUAAUCUGCUUCUUAUUAUUUUGUCAAGGUGUUUCUCAUUUCGAUGAGGAUGGUUCAACUAUGUGCAGAGUCGGUCCUACAACUUAUGUGGUUUAGAAGCAAAAAAAAAAAAUUAUGGGAACCAAAUGACAUGCUGAAAAUAACUUGUAAAUCUGGCCGAAAUUUUGUCUAUAUUAUCUGCGGCCGCAAGAACAUGUUUGUAUUGCUUCCACUCAAGGCUCGGCACUGGCUACGUGUCGACCAGUGGCGGAGCUAGAUCUCACGUUUAUAUGGGUCAUAACUCAUUUAUUAGAGACAAAAAUAUACAUCUAUGUGGUUUGAACCUAGGAACAUGUGGGUCAAUAGGAGAGAUCUUGACCAAAUUACCACAAUAGCAACAUGAAAAAUAACCUUACAAGUUUAUUUUUAUUAAUUUCACAUGGGUCAUUUGACCACCAUGCUUCUAAGGUGGCUCCGCCACUGGUGUCGACAACCAUUCCUGUCACGCCAAAUGCUGUGAACUUUUUGGCACAUCCUUAUCAGCUAUAACCACAAAUGUAACUAGAGCAAGAAUACUUAUUUCUUUUGUUAAUUCAGACCAAAUAAUACUUCAUAACUAGACCAAGAACAUAUGCAUUUGAUCUUACAACUCCAUUGUGUAUCGUACAUAUCACGGUAUUUGAUACUAAUUACUAAAGAAGAUGCUUAUUCUCUGCUUACAGUGUACGUUGUUUUAAUUACUUACAAUCUGGCACCCUAGUACCCACUUAGCUUGGAAGUAGUGCAAAAUGAUUAACUUAAGAGACAUAAUAACCAAAAUUAGAAGCUUAGACCAAGUGAAGGCAAGCGAAGAUGCAGCUCAUCGUAGUGUUAUUGCACUUCAUCCGAAUCCAAAUCAUGGGGUGAUAGAGAAGAUUUUGUGUUGAACGCUAAGGAUUUUGCAAUAAAUAUGAAUCGUCUGUGCAAUUAAAAACAAAAUUCUCCUUUACUACCAUUUAUCAGCCAAACACAACAAAAUAAUAAUCAUUCAAUGGAUUUCAUUCACCUAAAGUUUUUUUAUAAAUAAAAUUAUUUCGCAUGUUCCAUCCAUCUCAAUGGAAUGUACUUCGCAGAUUCAUAUAGUAUUUACCUAAUUGAGUAAAAGAAAUCAUUUUUUUAACACUGAUUAAUUAUGCUAUUACAAACUAAAAAAAAUGCUACAAUGUUCGUAAUACAGCUGACAAUUAUACCUGCCUUAUAAGGAUUUCCGUCUGACUGUAUCACUCGAGCCAUGCUUCGAGAUCCAUUCCUGACAGUACGCUUUGCACCAUGCCGAAAAUUUCUUGUAAACUUUUUCUCCAAUAUUCUGCAUAAUUCACCUUUUCCGGGAAUUGAAACUCAGACCUCCUGGUAUAGAAGCAUUAAAGAAUCUUUAGUCAAACUACUGGACCAAACUACUGGACUAAAAGUGAUUCCACGAGUAAAAGAAAUCAAUAGUAUGGAUAUUUAAAUAAGUAGUGUGAAAUAAUGAUGCCAGAAGAGAGGAGACAUGCGUGACGUCAAAGAGACUCCAAAACGACACACAUUUGGAAUAAUAAAUGUAUCAAUAAAAAACAGAUCAGAUCGGAUCCAGAGACAUAUAUAUAAUAAUAAAAGAGACGUUAAAGAGCAAUAUAAACCCUGCAUCACUCCACCUUAAUGCAGUCAACGUGCUCCGACAUGGUUACUAAAUCUCCCCACGCGCGUUUUAUGGCGCGUUAAGUAUUCCCUCCUUUCCAUGCACUGGAUUGAAAUCCACUCGCUGAUGUGGGCGUAGAUGGAGAGCAACGUCCACUCGCUCUUUAAAACCUCCGUCGUCGUUCUUCCAACGGUACUAUAAAGCCAUAACCUCUCUCUCUUCUUCUUCUUCCCAAAUUAGUAACCCUAAAACCUUAAACAUUUCCAACAAUGGCGGAACCUGCUGUAGACAGUUUCUACAAUUCUAGCUUCGAGAUUGAGAACUCGUUCUCCGAUCUCGACGUUGACUUCGAGUUGACUUUCGACGACCUCUACUUCCCUUCUGAGAACGAAUCCUUCUUCAUCCCUGUUGACGUGGAGGAGGAAGCUACUACUACGUGUAAGACGUCCAUGACGAAGAGGAAGAAGGAGAUUGAAGAAGAUGAUGAGAAGAGGGACGCGAGACUUGUUAGAAACCGUGAAAGCGCUCUGCUUUCGAGGCAGAGGAGGAAGCACUACGUAGAGGAGCUUGAAGACAAAGCCAAGAGCUUGCAAUCCGUUAUAACGGAUUUGAACAGUAAAGUCUCUUACUUUAUGUCUGAGAACGCUACUCUGAGGCAUAAGGUGGGUCCCGGAAAGGGCAUGUGUUGGCCACCGCUUGUUCCGUGGAUGCCGUAUCUAGGUUCUCAUCAAGUAGUGCCUUUGCUUCCUAUUCCUCGGUUGAAACCGCAACGACCCGUGGCUAAGGUGAAGAAGACCAAGAAGGUUGCUAGUGUUAGUGUUCUUGGUCUUUUGUUUUGUUUGUUUUUGUUUGGUGCGUUGGUUCCUAUUAUUGUGAACGUUAGCUACGGAGGAAGAGUUUUAGAUGUGUCAGUUAAUAGUAGUAGUGGGAGAGGUAACUUAUCUGCAACAGAGAACUAUGUGCCUCUUGGUAAUGGUAGUGAGCUACUAGGUGCAUCACUAUUUGUUCCGAGGAAUGAGAAGCUUGUGAAGCUCGAUGGAAACUUGAUUAUUCAUUCUAUUUUAGCUAGCGAGGAAGACACAGCUUCUGACUCCACAAGGACUAGGGAUAUGUCUAAGUACCUAAACACCGAAAAGCGGAAAACUGAUGAUUCGAAAGAGAAACUCAACUCAACAAGAACCAAUGGUGAAGUGCAGCAAUGGUUUCGCGAAGGCGUUGCAGGACCAAUGUUCAGUUCAGGGAUGUGCACCGAAGUGUUUCAGUUUGAUGUCUCCUCAACCUCUGGAGCCACCUUUCCUACUUCUCCAGCUACUCAGCAGCACAAGGGAAAGAAUAACAGAAGAAUCCUCCGUGGUGGUCAUCCACUAUCUAAUCUUAACCUAAGCAAAGAUCAAAACAGCUCUAACAAAGAGAACUCCAGCACAAACAAGUCAUUCCCAUCAAUGGUUGUAUCUGUCCUUAUUGAUCCCAGAGAAGAAAGCAGUGAUGGAGUUUUCAUAGUGGUUCUUGUUGAUAAUGUGAAGUAUGUAACCUACUCCUGCGUCCUUCCACGACCAGAAGAAGUCCCUCAUCUUGUAACCACUUGACUUUCUCUGUAUGUAAAAAAACCACAAGAAGAAGUUCUCACACAAUGAAGGUUAUACCAUCAGGUCUGUUCAGUGUCUCAUGUUUGAACUAUUAGAGUAGAGACAAGAAGAUGAAGAAAUGACCUCGUUAUAUUGUACUACACACAAACAAUCACACACAAACCGUUUGCUCUAUAGUUUCUUUUAGAGUCAUAACAAUAACUCUGAUUUUACAGUU
Brassica rapa (field mustard) is the source of this 3801-nucleotide messenger RNA. RefSeq names its product bZIP transcription factor 49. Gene Ontology annotation, cellular component: nucleus; endoplasmic reticulum membrane. Gene Ontology annotation, biological process: regulation of DNA-templated transcription. NCBI's taxonomy places the organism in Eukaryota, Viridiplantae, Streptophyta, Magnoliopsida, Brassicales, Brassicaceae. Gene Ontology annotation, molecular function: DNA-binding transcription factor activity. The record is from RefSeq and is a predicted model, not a curated record.